AUGGCUGGAGUUGUUCCAAUCUCUGGAAAACCAUUUAGGAAACAAUGGUUUUUACAAGACGGCUGCGCAGACUCCCAAGUAGUCCUCGCCAAAAAGCUCCUAGAAGAACGCUGCGACCUGGAUGUCGACACAGAAGAGAACGCAAAACUAGCCGUCUACUGGCUAACAAAAGCUUCCGAGCAAGGCAACCUGGAGGCCACAAAGAUCCUCCAGCACUGUUUCACGACCGGCCACGGAAUCACCGAGCACAACUACCAGGACGCUAAAUCCUGCCUGGAGAUGUCGCAGCAAGAAAAACUAGCUCGCAACGCCGCCCGGCUGCUCUUCACAGCGCUCUCUAACGGAGAAGAUUUCAUAACCUCCGAGCAACUACGACGCCACUUAAGCCCCGCCUCCUCCUCCAGAAAUUCCCCUCCUCCUCUAGAAUACCUCUCGGACCCAGAAAGAAUCUCCGAAUCGCAACUAGUCUCCGCCGCAGCCUCCUACUCUCGCGGCCUCCUGCCCUCCUUAUCCCCUCCACUUCCCCUCCCACUUACUCCCUUUUACCCUCCCUGGAGGGAACCAUUAAGCUUCUGCCGCCGGCUGUACCACAAGCUCCUCCUCUUCUCGCAAAACUCCGCCCUGUUCACCUCCCGAUUCUUCACCCUCCUCCUAAUCCUCACCUACUGCCUCCUAGGAACCGAAUCACUCCUCCUCUUCCUCCCACUCCUCUUCUACUACCUGUCUUUCGUCCUAAUGACCUUCGCGACCCUCCAAAUGCUUCACUCAGGAACCCAACUGUCCACCUUCCGUUCCUGGUCCCGCCUCUUUAUCUCCUACUCCUCCUCCUUAGACCCUCAGGAGGCGGAGUUUCAGUUCUGCCGGAACAACCUCAAGCCGUACGGCCACUUUUUCCUCUCCCUCCUCCUGAACCUCAUGAUCUACCCUCUGAUAGCCCACCAAUGGACUCCUCAGUCUGAAUUCACGCUAAUAGCCUUCACACUGACCCUCCUGACCCUCCUGAACUUCUCCUCGCCCGACCCUUUAGUCCUCUUUAGCUUCGCGAUCCACGUCCUAGCGAAGUAUCCUUACGAGCUAGACAUCGUAGUCGCUCAAACAUGGCGCUUUCUUGACAUCCGGGUCCCCACUUUUGCCUCCUACGUCAUUGGCAACUCCAUAGAAUUCUGCCUGAACUUCCGAGCGGUUUUCUAUCUCCUAAUCCCCGCCAUUUUUUUGAAACUAGCCGCACGGAACUCCUGGAAGGGAACCUACCAAUUGCUAAUCCCGCACUGCGUAACCUUAUCCUGGUGGCAGAUCGCCAUUUUGAGUUCUCAAGGAGCGACAAUGUACGGCCUGAUCCGUGCGGCUCUGGCUCUAGUGGGCGUGGUGAUGUUCCUGCCCAUAGUAGGCGUGGCCUCGAUAAUCCUGCCCAUUUUGGCGCUAACAAAGUACCUCCUAGCGGACUGGAGGAACAAUUUAGCGACCGCCUUCCUCGCUGCGGCGCCUUUUGGAACCUUCUGGUACCGCCGUCGGUGGUUCAGCAGCGCCCAAAUAAUCCUGGGACUUACCGCGGGGGCGUUCCUAAUCUGGCCGACGAAUCUAGACCCCGCCCCUUCUGAGUCCCUCUCCUGGGAGGCGUAUCAGAACUUCUGCCACCAGCCGGCUUGGGAAGAAGCUCCUAAAGCUCAGGUCCAAGUAGCUUGCGACGCUCUGACGGAUCUGCCUGUCACCUGGGAGGGGUACGUCACUGACGUCAAGCUCAGGCGGGUCAGAAACCCCCUCCGCGACUUUUUCGGCGGAGCUUGGGUCCCAGAAGGCGUGGCUAAGAAGCUCAGCUGCCUUCUGGGGGAAAAGGCGGACUGCAAGGAGGGAAAUUGCGGAGUUUUGAUGAAGUUAAGGCCGUGUAAUGUUGAUGGGUGGAAUAAAUUUGAGUUUGAGGUGUUUGUUAAGAUGAAGAGCAGCUUGUGGGGGAGCCACAGUGAAAUUGUGCUAAAUGCCGGGCAUGAGUUUAAAAACUUUAGUCUUAAUAUUUAUCCCGGGGAUAAGAUUUGGUUUAAGGGGAGGCUGAGUAAUGGAGGAGAGAGGGAGAAUUUGCUAGGUGGGGUCAGGCCGCAUGUUAAUAUUGUUGAGGCCCAGUGUCUUUUGUGCCAUGUUGGGGAGCUUAGGGCGGGGCAGGGCGGGGUUAAGGAUUUAGUGGGGGUUAUUGUUAGUGGGGGGAAGUCUGUGCUUAAUUUUGUACUGAAUCCGCUGGUUAUUUUCCGGUGA
This is a messenger RNA of Cotesia congregata, 2244 nucleotides long. Lineage: Eukaryota; Metazoa; Arthropoda; Insecta; Hymenoptera; Braconidae. The record is from the annotation of a GenBank genome assembly.